CCACCGGUCUCCUUCAAUCCUCCUGGGGNCGCCGGCUGGACCGAGGCGCUGCGGGCCGCCGUGGCCGAACUGCGCGCCGGCGCCGUGGUGGCUGUCCCCACCGACACGUUAUAUGGCCUGGCCUGUUCGGCGAGCUGCUCGGAGGCACUGGGCGCUGUGUACCGCCUCAAGGGCCGCAGCGAGGCCAAGCCGCUGGCCGUCUGCCUGGGCCGCGUGGCCGACGUCUACAGGUACUGCCAUGUGAGAGUACCCGAGGGACUCCUGAAAGACUUAUUACCAGGACCAGUGACCCUGGUGUUGGAACGCUCAGAGGAGCUCAAUAAGGACCUGAACCCCUUUACUCCCCUUGUAGGCAUCCGGAUUCCUGACCAUGCCUUCAUACAGGAUUUGGUCCAGGUGUUCGGGGGACCACUCGCUCUCACCAGUGCCAACCUUAGCUCCCAGGCCAGUUCUCUGAAUGUCGAGGAGUUCCAGGACCUCUGGCCUCAGUUGUCCCUGGUCAUUGAUGGGGGACCAAUUGGGGACGGCCAGAGCCCUGAGUAUCGCCUGGGUUCAACUGUGGUUGACUUGUCUGUACCUGGAAAGUUUGGCAUCAUUCGUCCAGGCUGUGCCCUGGAGAGUACUACAGCCAUUCUCCACCGGAAGUACGGGCUGCUCCCCUCACACUGAUGUGCUUGUGCAUCUCGGGAAAAGGGAGGGCCCGAGGACUGGUGCUGGACACUGUGUGUCUGUCCACUGGGGACUGGCCAGGCCUCAUUGACAGAGGCCACUGGGACUGCAGCGUCCCUAGUCUGACUCAUUAAGGGAGUGUGUCUCUCUGAACACUGUAGACCAAGCCCCGGAAGCUGCUGGUUUCAUCUCACACCUGGUGGGGGAGGUCGUAGUUAUUAUCUGUAAUUUCACAUAUCAGCCAAAAGCUGACUUAGAGACUUUGAGAACAUUCCUAGGAUGGCCUUGUUCUAAUAAGUUUCUUUUUAAAAAAUCUUUUUUGAAAAAUAAUUUGAGGAACAGAUUUGGAAUCCAGUUGGAGCCGCCUCUCUGGCGGGUAGUGGCAUUUAAGGUCCAAAGCAGCCACAGCACCAGCUGGUGCUACUCAGAGGUCUCCAGUGACCAGAGGCAUGUACUUAGGCACCUGAAGCUGGAACCAGAGUAGGGUAAAGAUUGUUGAGCCACAGGCCCGACACUGUUUACUCUGACCUGGAGAGGCCGGUGGUGUGGUAUGCGGUAAGGCCUGGUGAAGAGAGUCAGCAUUUUGGACUCAUGGUGGGAAGUGAGCUCAGUUGGCAAGGGGCGGGGGUGGGGAAGUCCAAAUUAAAGAAUACUGGAAAACAAAUCUCCACUAUUCUUUUCAGCCAGUGGCUUUUUUAAAUUUAUUCAUAAAAUAAAUUAUAAUGAGUUA
Molecule: messenger RNA, 1399 nt
Organism: Ailuropoda melanoleuca (giant panda)
Lineage: Eukaryota; Metazoa; Chordata; Mammalia; Carnivora; Ursidae
Gene: YRDC
Product: yrdC N6-threonylcarbamoyltransferase domain containing
Exons: 5
Biological process (GO): regulation of translational fidelity
Cellular component (GO): cytoplasm
Molecular function (GO): tRNA binding; nucleotidyltransferase activity; double-stranded RNA binding
Source: RefSeq, a predicted model, not a curated record